Molecule: messenger RNA, 1668 nt
Organism: Andrographis paniculata
Lineage: Eukaryota; Viridiplantae; Streptophyta; Magnoliopsida; Lamiales; Acanthaceae
Exons: 10
Coding region: 521-1306 (261 amino acids)
Source: RefSeq, a predicted model, not a curated record
UUUUAAUUUUUUUUAAUGAAAAAAUACUAUUUUUUUUUUAUGACUUAAAAAUUCGCAAGUCGCUAUCACAUUAGUAAACUCGGAGCGAACAUAAUAUCCUGUAAAUGAGAUUCGAUAGACUACAAAAUACGAUUUUAAUCAUAUGAGAGAGAGAAAGUAGAAGACGAAUUGACGAAUCAUUAGUCGUUGAAAAGAUAAAACAUUUUUACACAGAUGAACAGAAGAUUUUCAAUUCGUAGGAGGAGUUUUCUUCCAAUCAAUUGAUUCAGAAACCUCUCUCUGAUGCUCUCAUUCCAUGUAGAAUGUUCCAACAAUCAAUAUCAGUCCAUAUUCAAUCUUAAUGUUGCCGUCGCUAUAGAUGUAAUGUGCAUGUAUAGACGGAGUUCCGGUUACUUGAGAUUUGGAUUCGUGCUCAAUUUUCGGCUAGUGAAUUUAAAUCGGAAAGCAGGUGAGGAAUAUACCGUUGUUUUCACCUCGGAUAGGAGGGAUUCAAAACUGGAGACGUAGCAGCAGCAAAGGAAUGGAUGAUAGAGAAGGAACCUUCGUUGCAGUGAGGCGAAUUUCGCAGGGGCUUGAUCGAGGAACCGCAUGCCAUUCUACCUCUGGAUCUGCUGCUUGGCUAGGCAGAGGACUUUCAUGUGUUUGUGCUCAAAGGACAGACAAUGAUGCUCGCCCAUCAUUUGAUUUGACAGCUGCACAGGAAGAAUGCCUUCAGAAGCUACAGAGUCGGAUAGAUAUUUCCUACGAUAGUUCUAUUCCCGAUCAUCAGGAAGCUCUAAGGUUGUUGUGGCGGGCUUCCUUUCCUGAUCAAGAAUUCUGUGGUUUAAUAUCUGAGCAAUGGAAGGAAAUGGGUUGGCAAGGAAAAGAUCCUUCCACAGAUUUUAGGGGCGGUGGUUUCAUAUCGUUGGAAAAUUUGUUAUACUUCGCUAAGAACUUCCCGAAAUCUUUUCACGAUCUUCUUCGGAAGAAGGAAGGUGACCGAGCAUUGUGGGAAUACCCAUUUGCUGUAGCUGGUGUCAACAUCACAUUCAUGCUUAUUCAGAUGCUUGAUCUUGAAGCAGUGAAGCCGAGAACGCUUGUUGGAGCAACCUUUUUGAAGUUUCUUACAGAAAAUGAGUCGGCAUUUGACCUUCUGUAUUGCAUCGCAUUUAAGCUAAUGGAUCAUCAAUGGCUUGCCAUGCAUGCUUCUUACAUGGAUUUCAACAGUGUAAUGAAAGCUACCAGUCGUCAGCUGGAGAAUGAGCUUCUCCAAGACGACCUCACGGGUCUUGAAGCCCUCCCCUCUCACAUCCUCUUAAGUCGGUAGUAUUAGGAAGGAUAGCCGUAGUAGUUCUCGCACGGCUGUUUUUUUUUUUUUUUAAGGUAUGAAUUAAUGUUUUCUACAAGCAGACUCUCAUAAUCUAUUAUGUUAAGUGCAUUGUUCUCUCGUGUUAUGUUUGGUUUUGUGUCUUCCACUUGCUUUCCGAUGCUCAAUUGAUUGAUUGAUUGAUUAUUGAUGAAAGGAAGUAAGGAAACUUGCUAAGAUACUAGUUUAGACAUAUAUUUUGCUGGAAGAUUUGAGUAGACGUACGAUAAUGAUGAUCGAUCGAUCGAUAGGAAUGAAUUUACUUGCUUAGGAGAAUAUUAUGUAUUUUGUGUGGCUGCUAUUAGUUGAUUGUGAGUUAACUA